This is a messenger RNA of Suillus bovinus, 1537 nucleotides long. RefSeq lists its product as uncharacterized. Gene Ontology annotation, cellular component: signal recognition particle, endoplasmic reticulum targeting. NCBI's taxonomy places the organism in Eukaryota, Fungi, Basidiomycota, Agaricomycetes, Boletales, Suillaceae. Gene Ontology annotation, biological process: SRP-dependent cotranslational protein targeting to membrane. Bases 104 to 1060 code for a protein of 318 amino acids. The record is from RefSeq and is a predicted model, not a curated record. Gene Ontology annotation, molecular function: ribosome binding; protein binding; 7S RNA binding. The transcript is spliced from 4 exons.
AGUGACGGAAAUUGGGUUGAUUAUGUCACAAGAAAGGAACUGUGACACGUGGCUCACGACUUCAUCCCAUCGUCACUAACGACUCCGACGACCAAAGAAUCAAAUGCCACCUAAACCUAUCCCAGCCAAGGCGGGCCAGACAUCUUCCAAGACUCCUUCAAGACAGCGACGUCCACAAAAGCAGCAGCCUGCUUCACUGACGGAUAGACUAAAACGUCUGUUUACUUCCCUCUGCGCUCAAGUUGAUGGUGGGCACUUUACAAAUGCGAUUCGUACAUGUAAUAAGAUCUUGCGUCUAGAUCCAAGCGAUCGGGAUGCACUACGGACGAAGCUCUUCCUGCUUCUCCAGACUGAGCAGUACGACACCGCCCUUGCACUUAUCGCCGAAAUAAAUGAACAGUGUUCAUUUGAGCGUGCAUAUGCAUUGUAUCGUCUUCAGCGAGAAGAAGACGCUACUCAGGUGCUAAAGGAAAUAAAAAACAAUGGGAAGGAGGCAGAGCAAAGAGGCGCGAUGCACUUAGAGGCUCAGUUGAGCUAUCGUCAAGGAUCGUACCAGUCAUCCCUGGACAUCUAUAGCGAACUUCUUGAAACAGCUGAUCCUUCUUCGGAUGAACAUGCAGACAUUCUCACCAAUCUACCAGCAUCUCAAUCACACCAGGAUUUCAUCGCAACUACAUUCAUGCAAGCUAUGUCUCAGCUCCCCAGUUCUAUUGCUUCGACUUUAGAAUCUGCGCCGCCACCUGUCCUUUCCCAACCAGCUUCGAUUCUCGCUUCUGUGGAAGAACCCACGAAAAAGCCGGAGGCUUUGGAAACCAAAAAGAAAUUGCGAACAAAACGUGUGCCGAAGGGAGUCGUACCAGGCGUGUCGCCCCCGCCGGAUCCAGAAAGAUGGUUGAAGAAAUCAGAAAGAACUAGUUAUACCCAAGGGAAAAGGCGGAGGGGUGCAGGAGGUGGUGCAACCCAGGGUGCAGCUGUUGGCGCUGAAAGUAGCACUGUUUCUGCUGGCGCCUCACACGGAGGAAAGACUGGUGGGAAAGGCAAGGGAGGGAAGAAGAAGUAGUGGAACGGCACGGUAUCUGACGGAACCUAUUCCGAGACUCCUGAUGCUGUAUUUCAGAUUACAACCGAGUUAUAUCUCUCACUUUCAUGACGAAUAUGAGAUUCUGUGGGUAGAUGGCUGGGUCGGACAAUUAUCUCGUUGCGAGGCACUGCUUCGAAGAGAAAACCAGCUUUCAGCUGUGACAUUGGUGGGGACAGGAGAACUGAUUGGCAUUGAAAUCACCGGAGCCGAGCCCUCCAUUAGAAAACAAGAUUUGCGAUCGGAAAGGGACCUAUCGUCACUAUAGCUUUCUGCACGUUGAUUAUGAUUUUUCACGUAUGGGAAUUUCGAGGAGAUGGAUUACAUAGGACGGUCGCCGUAGGUUCAGACUUGAACUAUUGCACGUAAGAUUAUCUUGCUUCAAGACCCUAAAAUUACACAAAGAUCCAAAGAUAUCAUCGGAGAUGGGUGUCCUGUGUUUAUGUGACUUCAUGUUUU